AAAAACAUCUGCGCAGUCAGUGCUUAAAACAGCGCCAAUCUGUUCGAAGGUGAAUUUUUCGAUCUGACUGUCCCGUGGUGUCCAGUGUUUAAAAAGUAUGGGUUUCGCUAGUCGCGUGUUCGUCGUCGUAAUUGCACUAUCUGUGGCGGUGAUCUUCAAGCAAUAUCGCAACCUUGCGACACCAACGCCAGCUCCGACAAUAAAUGAUUUGGAUCAGUACUGGGGUCCUGGCGAUGGCAAACUGUAUAAAGAAAAUACGGCGAUCAAACCGUUCAAGAUCGCGUACACUACUGAGGUGAUUGAGAAGCUUCGUAGCAAAUUGAAUGACACACCAACAUUCAGUAAACCACUGGAAGGGGUUUCCUUCGAGUAUGGUUUUAACAGUAAUUACCUUCAGGAGGUUCUCAAAUACUGGAAGACUGAUUAUCUAGACAAAUGGAGCACUCGAGAGAAGUACUUGAAUCAGUUCCCACAUUUCAAAACUCAAAUUCAGGGUCUAGACAUACACUUCAUUCACGUGAAACCGAAAGUAUCGCCAGAUACCAAGGUAUUCCCGUUGCUACUGUUACAUGGAUGGCCUGGAUCGGUACGUGAGUUUUAUGAUAUCAUACCAAAGUUAACCAGCAAAAGUGAGGACAAAGACUUUGUGUUCGAAGUAAUCGUUCCCAGUUUACCUGGUUAUGGUUGGUCCCAAGCUGCAGCUAAACAAGGACUUAGUGCAUCGAGGAUUACGCUUAUAAUGAAAAGGCUUAUGAACCGUAUAGGUCAUCCGAAAUUCUACGUUCAGGGUGGUGAUUGGGGAUCAGUGAUCGGCAAUCAAAUAGCUGCUUUCUUCCCAGAUAACGUGCUUGGUGUACAUUUGAAUAUGUGCGGUGCGAUGUCUCAAUUAGCCAUUUUGAAAACCAUCAUCGCCAGUUUCAAACCAUCUCUGUUCAUCGAUGAUAGAUAUAUUGAUUUCUACUAUCCUGCUUUGCCUAGACUGAAGGAAAUUGUUAUCGAAAGCGGCUACAUGCACUUGCAAGCUACCAAACCAGACACCAUUGGAAGCGCCCUGGUGGGUAAUCCUGUAGGUCUAGCAGCUUACAUUUUGGAAAAAUUCUCGACCUGGACAAAUCCCGCUUACAGAGAGUUGCCAGAUGGUGGCCUAUUGAAAUACUUCACUCUGGAUAGUUUGUUGGAUAACAUUAUGAUCUACUAUCUAACUGAUUCGAUCACCACAUCGCAACGAAUUUAUCUAGAAAACUUUGGCGUUCGUGAACUGUCUGCCGGUUUCGAUCGUGUUCAAACGAAGGUCCCCUCUGCUUGUGCCAAAUUCAAAUACGAAUUGAUGCACACCAUAGACUGGGCAUUGCGAGAUAUUUUCAUAAAUUUGGUUCAAACAAAUCAUUUCGAGGACGGUGGUCACUUUGCAGCUAUGCAACUUCCCACAGUUUUGUAUAAUGAUAUAGUGGAGUUCGUGAAAAAGAUCCAGUAAAAUGGUAGAAUUAGAAUUGUCCAAAGUUGUAAAAUAAAAUGUUCAUUGCUUAUGUAGA
Molecule: messenger RNA, 1532 nt
Organism: Malaya genurostris
Lineage: Eukaryota; Metazoa; Arthropoda; Insecta; Diptera; Culicidae
Product: juvenile hormone epoxide hydrolase 1-like
Exons: 3
Coding region: 98-1474 (458 amino acids)
Biological process (GO): epoxide metabolic process
Molecular function (GO): epoxide hydrolase activity
Source: RefSeq, a predicted model, not a curated record